AUUCCAGGAUGUUAAUUGUUAGGCUAAUUUCUGCCACGUUUUAUACAAGAACAUUAAACCAUUGGUUAAAGAAUCUGAAGGUGUGACUUAAUAAAAGUUUAAAGGCAUGAUGAAAACUGAAAGUACUGCGCUGGACGACCUUGUGACACACACCUGUUCUUUAUUCCUAACGUAAAAAGAAAAAGAUGUCGGAGAUGAGCUCAAGUCAGGACAGUUUAAAAAUGAAACUGGAUCAGCUGGAGUGUCACUUCACAUGGGACCUCAACAAAGAUGAUCUGGACUUACAAAACCUCCUCAGCAGACUUCAGGAACAGGUCCGUUUGGAUCUGCCAGGAGCUGCCCGGGCGCUGAGCUCUAUAGGUUAUGUGAAAUUCCUUCUGGAGCACACAAAAGAGGCACUGACCAAUCUGCUGGAGUCUGAAAGGCUCGUGAAAGAAAACCUUGGUGACAACUGUGAAAAGUCCCUGAUUGUCACUUAUGGAAACCUUGCCUGGGUAUAUUUCCACAGGGAGAACUUCCCAAAGUGUCAAAGUUACCUGGAGAAGCUUGAGGAGAUAACGGAAACUUUACCAACCGAACCUUCAUCAGUUCCAGAGGUGCUUCAUGAGAAGGGUUGGGCCUUUCUUAAAUUCUCUCAUGACAAUGGCGUAAAAGUUUUCCAGAAGGCUGUGGAGCUAGAUCCAGACAACAGUGAGUUGAAUGCUGGGUAUGCCAUCGCUCUGUAUCGCACUGAACCUGACAUAUCUUGUACUGUAGAUUCACCUGCAGUCAAUCAGAUGAGACGGGCCAUUAAACUUAACCCAAAUGAUGGUGUCCUAAAGGUUCUUCUAGCAAUUAAACUUCUGUCAUAUCCAGAGAGCUUCAUGAAUGAGGCUGAGAAGCUGGUUGAGACAGCUCUGAAUGACGCUCCAGAUCAUCCGCACGUACUGAGAUAUGCUGGGAAAUUCUUCAGGAAUCAUGGGUCUGUAGACAGGGCCAUUGAGAUACUAAAGAAAGCGCUUAAAUCAACAAAUUCAUACUUCAUACAUUAUCAGUUAGGAGUGUGCUACAUGACCAAGAAAAUUAAUUUAAACAAAGAAGUACAGGACAAGUCUGAGAUAGAUAAGGCUCGAAAUCAAAGCAUCUACCACUUAGAAAUGGCAACUCAACUAAAACCUUCCUUCAUCGUUGCCAUGAGUGCGCUGGCUGUUCAGUACGGAGAGAGAGGUGACCCGAAGGACAGAGAGAGACGUGAGCUGAAAGAGGCAGAGGAAUUGUUUGAGAAAGUAUUUGAGACAGCUGAAAAGAAUAAUGAGCACCUGAAUACGGUCCAUGUUGACUAUGCUCAGUUCCAGCUGUACAGUAAAAGAUGUGAGGAUUCAGCAAUCAAACACUACAAGGAGUGCUGGACAAUGUAUCCUCAUACCAGAGAGGGCAAGAAAAGUGCUAAGAAACUAAUGGGAAUUGCCCAGAAUCGCUUCAAGCUUAACCCAAAUGAUCAGAAGGCCAAAGAAAUACUGGAAUUAGUUCAGAAAGCAAAAGGUGAGAUGUCAGGGGACACGAGAGCCAAUGAAGAGGAGUCUUUUUAGUAAUAUUAACUUAAUACAGUGAUGUAUAAUUAGUGAUUUAAAAAUUAGAAAAAAAUAUUUGUUCUUAUUUUUCAUUCUAAUGUUGAUAAAUCAAGAUUAUUUUAAAAAAUGGAGCCGCCAGCUAGUAAUUUGCCCAAACCGGAUCUUUAAGUGAAGCAUGCGCGUGCCACACCUACAGGCUCUGAUUUUUUACUAUUGUUACUCAGAAAUAAUGAAUACUUUUAUUGUGUCACUUAGUUAUUCAUUGUUUGAUAACAUAGUCUACAUUUUAAAAAUUGCAAUUGGCAAAUUCCUUGUUUUUAAGUUUUGUAAAUGUUAUCGAAUCUUCAGUGUGAAAACUUUCGUAUAUGCAGAUUUAAAAUGGUUAAUGAAUGAGACAAUAGUUAUAGUUAUCUCUGAAAUUGUACCUUGUUACAAAUCUGUUUGAAUUGUUAAUUUGUUACUAUUAUGGAAAAUUGUGUUUUUGUGGGUAAAAACUGUAAUGUAAUAAAAUCUAUUAA
This is a messenger RNA of Megalobrama amblycephala (Wuchang bream), 2068 nucleotides long. Its product is annotated as interferon-induced protein with tetratricopeptide repeats 1-like. Gene Ontology annotation, molecular function: protein binding. Gene Ontology annotation, biological process: defense response to virus. Bases 186 to 1568 code for a protein of 460 amino acids. The record is from RefSeq and is a predicted model, not a curated record. Lineage: Eukaryota; Metazoa; Chordata; Actinopteri; Cypriniformes; Xenocyprididae. Gene Ontology annotation, cellular component: cytosol. The transcript is spliced from 2 exons.